UGAAGGUAAGUAAAUGAUGAUGUUUUACCGUCUGUGUUGUCACACUUUUUAAAUGUGUGCUAUUGUAAUUGUAAUUUAAAGGUAUGUAGGUGUGAUUUAGUCCUGUUUGCAUUGAAUACAUAUACAUCUGCAGUCUUUUGUUUUAGAUUGUUCUGUCUUGACAGCUGUGGAUACAUGUGAGUGUUUGGAUUGCCGUCGGCAAUGAUGCCUUAAGUCGCUGGAGUGAGAGAGCCUGCCAGUUGUGCCCGAGACUAUAGGAUGGUCCCGUUCUUCACCUUUGACCUCGGAGGUCAGAGCAGUCAGGUCUCUGUCUGUACGUGGCUCUCGCUGAGUUAUAGUGUGUCAUGACUGACAGCUGGCAAGAACCAAUAAACUCCAUCCCUUGCAUUCCUGUGAAAGACCCUUAAAGAAGAGCUGUCAUGUGAUUUUCUUGUGAACAGGCCUGCUGUGUUUUUACUGUGUUUUACCCUGCUGUUCUAGCACAGCUUGCCGUGAGGGCAUCUGAACAGGGGUCAAGGCGGCUCUUAUUUCUGAUGCACAUUGAUCUUAAAAAAAUGCUAUACACUUCCUGUUGAAUAUGUCCACCUUUCUGACCUUCUGAACUUCUUCAAGCACAGGUCAUACACAUAAUGACUUUGCGAUUCCUCUACUAAUGAUGGUAACCAAAACGUUUUUUGAAAUGUAAAGUAAAUGUUAUAUUACGGCUAAUAAAAUUAUUUGGAUUCUGCAAGGAUUAGAACCUCUUACACCAAAUAUAUGUGACCCUGGACCAUAAAACCAGUUUUAAGUAGCACUAGUAAUAGCCAAAAAUACAUAGUAUGGGUCAAAAUGAGCGAUUUUUCUUUUAUGCCAAAAAUCAUUAGGAUAUUGAUUAAAGAUCAUGUUCCGUGAAAAUAUUUUGUAAUUUUCCUACUGUAAAUAUUUGUUGUACAGGGUCACAUAAUAUACCCAUAGAGCAACAAAGUUUGAUUCUGUUCGUGGCUGCAAAAUAUACCUAAUAUGCAACUUGCCCUUCAAGUGCUCACUGAGCACUUUUAUAGUUCAUGCACUUUUUUUACUGUUUCUACCCCCUCCCUUCUCUCUCUCCCCUGUCUGUCUUUCGUUGCCUUUUGCCUUAACCGUGAGCCAACCUGUUGUAGCUCUUCCACACCCCCUAAACUUUCCCCUUCAGAGGUAUUUGCUUCAUUCAUUCACUCUCAGUCUCUUACACUUUCCUCUGAGGCUCUCUUGGAUUCUCACACCCCUCUUGCCCUGGGACUGUACCCUACAGCGUGGGGAUCCCAUAACCAAUUCUUAGAUUAUUGGAUUAUUAGCGUAAUCUUACAGAUCUCCAGUGGAUCGAGUCAAGCAGACGGCUGUCGAUUCUGAGUUAGAGGAUCAUGGUUCUGUGUACUGUAGUAGAGAUAAAAGGGAGAAAGUAUUGCAGCUAGAUAAAGCAGAGAACAAGGCCGUCUCAGGACAUCAGUCCAGGGUAGAGGAUCUGCCAGGAGAGAGACAACACACACACACAAAGAGAGAGAGAUGGAAUUUUGCAGCGUGUGGAUCUUCCUCUUGUUCCUGUGUCUCUCUCAUCAAAGCGUCUCUGCGGAAGCUGAAGAAUGUCGCACAGCCCAGCCUGCAGAUAUUGUGUUCCUGGUGGAUGAUUCCUGGUCAGUGGGUCCAUCCAGCUUCCAGCAGAUCAAAGAGUUUAUAGCAGACGUCAUCAGAGCUUUCCAGGGCAGUGUAUUUGGACAGGAGGGCGUUCGCUUUGGAGUGACCGUCUAUUCAGACGUGCCCAGGAUGCGUAUAGCUCUGACGGAUUACUUGACUUUGGAGGAAGUGCUCAGGGCCGUGGAGGAUGUGCCGUAUGAGGGCGGAAGCAGUCGCACUGGUCUGGCAUUGGAGUUUCUGGUAGAAUCUGUCUUCAGCUCCGCCAUCGUCAGAGACAAUGCCCCAAAGAUUGCUGUUUUGAUCACUACUGGUCAGUCAGAUGAUCUGGUCAAUGGUCCGGCUACAGCAGUUGCAGACAGUGGGAUUUCCCUGUUUGCUGUGGGGGUGAGGAACGCUGAUCUGUCAGAGCUGAGGAAAAUUGUUACAGAACCUCACGAGGAACAUCUGAUGCUCAGCCCAGAUUUUUCUUUUCUUGAGCACCUGCUUCCCAAACUCUCUCGUCGCAUCUGCUUCACAGCUUCAGAACCUCCUCGACCCAUCAAACAAAACCUGCCAGUGGUGGAGAGAAUCGUAGGUCCUAAAGAUCUGCAGGUGAGCGCAUUGAGUUAUAACUCUCUAAAGCUGACCUGGAGUCAGGCCACAGGAGAUGUAACCGGCUACAGGCUGCUCAUCACCCCCGUGUCUCCGAAGGGCCAUCUGCUCCCAGCACAGCAGAGACAGAUUGAUUUGAAAGGAGAUGUUGGUAGUAGUCUGGUAACUGGGUUGAGUCCUGAAACAGAGUACUCUCUCACAGUCUAUGCCAUCUACCCUGGACGCGUUGGCGAGUCUGCAACUAUUAUCACAGAAACCACUCCUGUGCCGCCUGUUGCAAACUUUCGUAUGAUUGAAGAAGGACUGUUCUCCUUACGCCUGGGGUGGGCAUCUCCGCUUGGAAAAGUAGAUGCCUAUAAAAUCUACAUUCCAAGACCGGACAGACCCGGGCUCCUUUAUGAGCAGAUGCUGACAGGUGACACCUCCUCUCAUGUGAUUGACGCCUUAGAAGAGGAUCAAAACUACACGGUUAGCAUCUACGCCAUGUAUCCAGAGGGCACCAGUGCGUCUGUGUCGGUCACAGGAAGAACUUUGAAACUGAUUCCAGUUAAGCAACUGCUGGUGCAGAAUGCCACAACAGAUACGGUCCAGGCCCGCUGGACAUCUGUCAGAGGGGCCACGGGACACAGACUCACCUGGUCAUCAGCAGAGGGGCACAUUGAGAAUGUAAAUCUUGGGAACAACUUCAAUUUCUACAUGGUGCAAGGCCUACAUGCUGGAACAGAGUACACAGUAACCAUCAACCCAAUAUUUGUGGACAUUGAAGGGCCUGUUACCACUGCCAAAGCCAAGACAUUGGAAAGCAGUACAGUACAAACCCUGAGGGCCACGGCGGUGAGCACAAGCAGAGCUGUUACCUCGUGGAACUCUGUGCCCGGGGCCACCGGCUACAGACUGGCAUGGGGACCUACUGCAGAGUUUACAGGCAGAGAUCGACCCAGGCAGUUGGCUCUGAACAGCAGCACUACUGAAUAUAUUCUGAAGAAUCUGGUCCAUGACACAGAGUAUGUUCUUUCUCUGUAUGUGCUUUUCGGUUCUUUGGUCGGACCCGGCAUCACAGCUACAUUCAGGACCUCUCCUCUUGGAUACGUGUCAAAUUUUAAAGUGACAUCGUACACCAGCUCCUCCAUCGAUGUGGAGUGGAGCCCAAUUGUUGGGGCAACAGAGUACAAACUCACCUGGAGUUCAGAAUUGGUGCGUCCCCAGAGCCGCUUUCUUGACCGCAGCGCUUUAAGACACAUCAUAUCUGGUCUUCAGCCAAACACUGUUUAUUCUAUCAGCAUUUACGCUCUCUACAGCAACACAGAAGGGCCGGAAAUCACCCUUGCACAGCAAACAGCGUUUAUUUCAGACUCUGAGGUGAUUGAGACAGUUCGUGAGGUGAAGGUGGUGGACAUUGGUGCCAGCUCCUUCACACUUGGCUGGAGGAAAACGCCAGGGGCCAUUGGGUACAAGAUCACCUGGAGCCCCUUCCACGGUGGAGUAAUGAAGAGUGAGGUUGUAUCUUCAUCUACCACAUCUUUCACCAUCACUGGUCUUCCUGCUAGCUCCGCCUACAAGAUCCAGGUGUCUGCAAUGGUCAGAGGCAAAGAAGGAAGUCCAGUCAUGGUGACCGCCCGCACUUUGGAUCUGCCUAAAGUGACUGGAUUCAUCGCUCUGAACACCACAGACAACAGCACUGUACUGAACUGGACCAGUGUGGCCGGAGUUUCCGGGUAUCUGCUGUCCUGGAGACACAUUUCAGAGGUGGUGAUGUCCUCCGAGCUCCUCAGUUCCACUUUUACCUCCUACAAGAUCAGAGAUCUCCAGUAUGGGAGAACCUACAUGUUUUCCAUCAGGCCGCUUUAUGGGGAAGUGGAGGGUCCUGUCACAACCAUCACUAAAAGGAUCUUGGGGGUUCCUCGUCUCAUUCCUGUGCAUAGCCCCACACCUGCUCCUGUCUCAGCUCAUACCAACCUCAAUGUUGUCCAUCUUACAAGCACAAGCACCCGAACACCCGUUGCCAAAGCCCCCAGCACACCCACUACCACACAGAAACCUGCUACGAGGCCUCAGGUCACCAUAGGCCAGACGGCCCAAUCACUGACCAGAAUGACCACAGCAAAUGAGCGAACCACCAUGUCUGUAGCAACUCCGCCUCCUGGGCCAGUGUGUGGCAGGGUGAAGGCAGACAUUGCGUUUUUGGUCGAUGAAUCCUCAAGUAUUGGUUCCAAUAAUUUCGCCAAGCUGAAGGACUUCCUGUUCAGAAUCGUCACCUACUUCCCCUCUAUAGGACCUAAAGGAACACAGAUAGCAGUAGUUCACUAUAGCGAUCAGCCCAGGAUCGAGUUCAACCUGAAGACUCACAAAGAUCGCAACUCGGUUUUGAGAGCGCUCAGAGAAGUUCGCUAUGGAGGGGGGAAUACAAAAACAGGUCGUGGGAUCAGCUAUGUCCUCAGGGAGCUGUUUCAGGAGUCUUUGGGAAUGAGACAGGACGUUCCUCAUGUGUUAGUGUUGCUGACCGACGGGAGAGCGCAGGAUGAUGUAGAGCCGCCUUCCCGGAUAGCGCUCGCCCUGGGUGUCAGCGUGCUGGCCAUCGGAAUCGGUCAAGCGGAUAUUGAGGAACUGAGGACGAUCGCUUCCCCCACCACCUACAAGAACAUCUUCUUCGCCACUGACUUUGAUGAUCUGCCCACCAUCGAGAGAGAGUUGAUCAGCAGCCUCUGUAGUGAAGCUUUACAAUCAGAGUUCAAACAGCAUGAUGAGUCUGCUCAACUAGACACACCUACUAGCGACCCAGAACCUCUUCCUAAACCAGAAGGGCCCUGUCCGCUCAACUGCAAGGGUCAGAAAGGAGAGAAGGGCGAUGGAUUUGGUCUUGGUGGCCUGCGCUUGAAGCAAAGCCCAGGGCAUUAUGACUCAUUCAGUCUAAAAUCCAAAGGAGAGAAGGGUGAGAGGGGUCUUCCCGGAAUCGAUGGCAUCCCCGGGUUACCAGGUCGGCCGGGUAGAACUGGACCCCCUGGCUCUCAAGGGCAAAGGGGACCAACUGGAACUUCUGGUGACAUGGGACCUCCUGGUCAUACUGGACCAAAAGGACAGAGAGGAGAGAGAGGUGAGCCAGGAUAUGUCAUAGGAGCAGGCAUGGAGGUUAUUCCAGGACGUAAAGGAGAACCUGGAUCUUCUGGCCCUCCGGGUCCUCCAGGUGUCCCAGGGGUAUCAGGUCCCCCUGGGCUGCCGGGUCAACCUGGGCUCCUGGGGCCUCCUGGACUCUCUGUCAAGGGUGAGUCUGGUGAACCUGGUCUCAAAGGUCCACGUGGGAAACCAGGUCCCAAAGGAGAAAAGGGAGAGCAGGGAGAUAAUGGUCUAGCUGGUUUACCAGGACCAGUGGGGGCGGAUGGAGUCCCAGGACUGCAUGGUCAGAAGGGUGGGAAGGGAGAGAACGGUAUAGGAAUUCAAGGCGCUCAGGGUCCACCUGGGCCAGCUGGAGAGAAGGGUUAUACUGGACUACAAGGCCCAAAGGGUGAACCAGGAAUCCAAGGUCCCCAGGGACUCAUGGGCCCUCGGGGGAAAAGAGGUUCUAAAGGAGAUCAAGGAGUCAAGGGUGAACGUGGGGAGACAGGGCCAGUCGGGCCUGCAGGAAUUGCAGGCUUACCUGGAGCUGUUGGACCAAAGGGAGAUGAGGGGCAGCGUGGCGCUCCCGGUGACCCAGCGAAAGGGAUUCUCGGUCCUCCGGGGAAGAAGGGCGCGAGGGGUGACGUCGGGCCUGUCGGGCCACCUGGAUCUCAAGGGACUAAAGGAGAGCAGGGAGAUAAAGGUGAAAAGGGCAACCCUGGCUUUGGAAUCCCUGGUCAAUCUGGCCCUAAAGGAGAGAGUGGAGAAAGAGGAAAUGUUGGAUUAUCAGGAAAACCAGGACCUAAAGGCAACGAUGGUUCCAAAGGAGACAUGGGGGAAACGGGUUUCCCUGGCAACUCUGGAUCUCCAGGACUAAGAGGUAAAGAUGGCUUGCCAGGAACAAAAGGGGAGAUGGGAUCGAGGGGGGAGCCUGGUUCACUAGGAGAGCCCGGAGAGAGAGGAACCAAGGGCCCUCUCGGUCUUCCAGGACGACCAGGGGACACUGGUGAGAAAGGAGAGCCUGGAAAAUUAGGGUUACCGGGUCCUGAGGGACACAAAGGAGAGAAGGGUGAGCCGGGAAAGCCAGGACCACCAGGAGGUUCUCCGUUUACCAUGUCAGACAAUACCGUCCUAACAAGGGCUAUUAAGGGUGAACCAGGUGAGCCAGGGCUCCCAGGCCAACCUGGACAACCUGGUCCUGAAGGCAAACCCGGACCACCAGGGAAUUCACUAGGUGAACCAGGACAGAAAGGAGACCCUGGGUCGAACGGAGAGAAGGGAGAUCCUGGACGAGCUGGGAUUACUGGUAUGCCUGGUUUACCUGGAACACCUGGCAAACCUGGUGUGGAUGGAAAGCGAGGGGUAGCUGGAAAAGAUGGAGAACGAGGACUAAAGGGCGAUGAAGCGGAAAAGGGAGAAAAAGGUGAACCUGGUGCAAAUGGAAAUGAAGGUAAAAAGGGAGAGCCCGGAUCCCCAGGCUUGCCAGGUCCACCCAUUGUGCUCCAAGAGGGUAUGUCGAUAGAAGACAUAAAAAAGGUGUUUCCCAUACCAAUGGGACCCCCUGGACCAACGGGUCCACCUGGAAUGAAGGGAGAGAAAGGAGAGAGGGGUAUGCAUGGAGAUAAGGGGGACGCUGGCCCACCCGGGAGUGCUGUGGAAAUAAAGGACAUUGAAGCUUUGUUUGAUUCAUAUGGCAUUAAACUCUCGCUGCUGAAGGCUUUGAUUGACAGACUUCUGCAGGACGGUAUGGAGGAGCUUCUUCAUGACAUCAGCACCAACAGGAGAGUGAAAGGAGAGCGACAGGAACCCGAUUCCAACAUCAUCACCGAAUACACCAGCUCAGUAAAGUACAGUCACGCUCAUGAAUCAUUAUCUUCUGUGGAUGUGAGUACAGAAGAGUCUGAUCUGGAUGAGGGGCAGAUGCCUGAACCCAGUCCCGAACCAGUGGUUGAAAUAGAUGUGGCUCCUACCCUUCUCUCGACCACCCACAGUAAGACUAACCAGAGCAAAAUAAAAGACAAGCUGGCAGAGAACGAGGAAAGCGCAACAGUUGAGAACAACUUUCAUAAUGUCACAUCUUCCAAAUUUUCCAACUCCAACACUUCCUCUGAGAGGGUGGAUUCUGGUAAAGCAGAGGUAGGUAUGGAGACAGUUUUACACAGCCAUGAUGACACAGGAAAGAAGGCUUCUGGAGAAAAGAAGAAAGGCAGAGAAAAAGGAAAGGGCAAAGGAAACAAAGGACGUCAAAAACGGCAAAGGAAGCGUUUGCAAGACCAAGACAACAUGGAAGAGGAGGCAUCUUAUGAUGAAGAAUAUAGUGCUGAGUAUGAGGAUGAGAUGCCCACAGAAGACCCGUUUACCGCUGAAGAGCAGGAGAAUACAGAGGAGCUGAAAAUCUCUACAACAGCUUUAUAUACACAAGAAAAUGAGGGAGAGAUAGAAGCACAUCCACUAGCACAAAUUCCAGAGGAAAUUACACCGACUGCUUUCACAACAACAGAGAGUGCUCUGAUUUCAUCCCGAGUCACAGAACAGAUGCCAGCUGAAUCUACAGUAUUGCCAGUGUUAAAUACAACACAAACUGAAGAGGAGGGGAACUUGUCCAAAAAUAGUGGCCUGGCAGAGGCAAGGUCUAAGAUGAGAAGGAGCGCCCCCUGGCCCGAUCCCAUGGCCUACAUGCCUGGAACAGCAGGAGGACAAUGGCGUUACAAGCAAGGGCACAAGUGGUCAACCUCUGGUGCGAGAGGAAAAAAGAAGCUAAAUAAAAAGAAGCAGGAAAACAAAGCACCCGAACGUGUGGCAAAGACAUACAGAGAGGCAGAUGUCUAUCUUAAGAACAAAGAGGAAAGGGAUGAGAGACAGGGGGAUAUGGAAGAAGAGGAUACAGUGACUGAAAACAGAGAAUAUGGUUCAGGUGAUGGCGAUGAUGAAACAGGCAGCGAGGAAACCGAGGAAGACUUUGAGAUGGAAAGGGAGAGAGACAAAUUCGAGAUGGAGAGAGAAAGGGUGGAGCUGGAACGAGAAAGAACGGAAGAACUGGAAAGAGAAAGAGAGCGGGAGAGAGAGAUGGAUCAAGAGGAAAAGGAAGAGAGGGAGAGACAGUUACAGAGGCAAAGAAUAGAAUGGGAAAGGCAAAGAGAGAAAAUGGAGAGAGAGAGGAUGGGCGAGAUAGACAGAGAGGACGACAUUCCCAAUUGUGAUUAUCUGAAGGGACCUCCAGGUGAAAAUGGAAAACCGGGCCCUAAGGGGGAGAUUGGGGAAAACGGCCAGAAGGGCGAGCCAGGAACUGGACAUCGUGGACCCAUCGGUCAAGCAGGUCCACCAGGACAAAAGGGUGAACCUGGGGAACCAGGACCACCUGGAGCUCAGGGCAUCCAAGGUAUCCGUGGCAACCCUGGCAUCCCUGGGUCACCAGGUCAAAGAGGCCAGCCAGGUGACCAUGGAGAAGCAGGUAAAAAGGGUGAAAGAGGAAGAAGAGGUAAAAAUGGCUCACCUGGCUCUCCAGGGACAUCUGGUCCUUCAGGACAGCAGGGUCCACCUGGCCCUCCCGGGCCUAAAGGUGAUAAGGGUGACAGUAUCCCUGGAGAAACCGGUGACAGAGGAAUUUCAGGGCUCCCAGGUCGCAGGGGACCGAAAGGCACUGAUGGUGCUAAAGGUCCUCUGGGUCUCAUGGGUCCUAAAGGCCUCGGUGGUGUGAAAGGAGAAAAGGGGGACAAAGGUGUCCCUGGUAACAGAGGAGACAAGGGUAGCCCACUUUCCAUGCCAGGCCCCCGAGGAUUUAAAGGCCUUAAAGGAGAACCAGGUGAGCGUGGGCUUCCAGGAUUUGAUGGAGAUAAAGGAGAAAAGGGGGAAGAUGGACCACCUGGUGCGAAGGGCCUGAAAGGUGAGGCUGGUACCAAAGGAGCCAUGGGGCCUUUCGGUGCACGUGGUCCUGUGGGACAAAAGGGGGAUCCGGGGGAGCCAGGCGUCAAUGGGGAAAAGGGUCGAAAUGGAGAGAACGGAGUGGAUGGUGAAACAGGUGAAAAGGGAGACAUGGGCCUGCAAGGUCAAAAGGGGGAUAAGGGUGAAAGAGGUGAUCCUGGUUUACCUGGAGAUACAGGAAUUAAAGGAGAGAAGGGCUUCAGAGGUUUCCCUGGUCGUACUGGUAGCCCAGGACUGGAUGGAGAACAGGGUGAUCACGGGGACCCUGGGGCACUUGGCAUACCUGGACUGAAUGGUAUCCCAGGACGAAGGGGAGAAAAAGGCGAUAGUGGUGUGAAUGGCCUUGAUGGAGCUUCUGGGCAAAAAGGAGAUAAGGGGGCGACUGGAUUUCCAGGUUUCGCUGGGUUUAAGGGAUCCGCUGGCUCACAUGGAGCUAACGGCUCUCCGGGGCUGCCUGGUCCAGUUGGACCCAAAGGAGAAGAAGGACCGAAGGGAGAAAAGGGGAAGCGAGGCCGAGGAAAGGCCUGUCAAAGGGGACCCCCUGGAAUUCCUGGUCUCAGAGGCCUGGAUGGGGAAGAGGGAACCUUGGGCAUGAAGGGAGAAAAAGGCGAGCCAGGACUCAGUGUGGAGGAUGUGAAGGAACUAGUGACAACGGAGGUGGUUGAGAAGUGUGGUAAGGAUUAUCUCCUCAUGAUGAACACAAACGAUCCCGACGAUGGUAGCAUCAUGAGAGAUGAGAUAUCUGCCCAUCCUUUCAUGCACACCCUCCCGAAAGAGUGGGCUGAAGAUAUGGAAGAUGAAACCACCCCAGUUCAUCCCGCUGUUUCGGAUUCAGAGCCAACGUUAACAUAUGGUAACAUUACAAGGGCCAACGCUGAGAGAGAUGGAGAAGGAAUUAAGAGGAGACGUUCACUCAAAGUCCGCGCAGACCCGGCCGCUGAUCCGUGCCUUGAACCCAUGUCUGAGGGAAUCUGCACGGAGUACGUCCUGCUCUGGUACUACUACGCAAAUUCGGGAGAGUGUCGACCCUUUGUGUACGGCGGCUGUGGAGGAAAUAGGAAUCGCUUUGGCUCCAAACAGGACUGUCAGAAUCGAUGUGUUUUGGGCAGGAGAGAUUUUGGAUCCUGAGGAUGGAAUAUGCGCUAAUAACUCAUUUUUACAGUCACCUAACAAUUCUCCUACUAAAAAUGCUAUUUAUGUACAUUUUUGACAUACAGUAUGUAUAUUAAUUCUUAUCACAGUUGUAUAUGCCAGAAACUUCUUAUCUUGUUUAAUCUACAUUAUGUUUGCAUUUUACUUGUAUAACAAACUGUUGCACUGUUUUAGUGAUGACUACUGUUUUUAUGCCUGAUCUCCGAGGUCAUGACUUUUAAGAGUUUAAUGCACUAUUAAUGUGAUCAUUCACCCAUAAAUAAAAAUUCUGUCAUUACUGCUCAUCCUUAUAUGACGACAGAAUUUUCUGUUUUGGAUGAACUGUCUCUUUAAGAAAAGAAAUUUGUAUUCAUUACUCUUUACUGUAUGGUUCACCAUUUUGCACUAAUGGCUCUGUUAUAAAAAUGUUUAUGGUUACACUGACUUUUUAAAAAUAAUAUAUGAUUCAAUAAAAGUGAACGAAUACAGAUUUUUGAAUGGGCUGAUUGGCGCCUUGUGGAGCGGGAGGAUGUGUGUUAUGCAUGUGGGUGGGUGUGUGCGUGGGAACAUUUUCACAUCGUGACCUCUGAUUUUGGAAAGUGCUCUCUGAGCUUGGCCCUGUGUUGCAUAUAAAUGCUGCCAUAUUGGCUUUUCUUCAACCAUGUUUGUUGAGUCGUGUCUGGACAGUGUCUCCCGGGGGCAGGCAGAGAACGUGUGUGUGUUUAGAGCAGUGCAACUGACUAGCUUCAUUUGUGGGUGGCUUAUAUGAUCAUUUGUUUUGUGUGUGUGAGUGUGUCUGUGUCCUCCCUCAUUAUUUGUACUUUUUUUUAUUUUACCUCUUCAUCUUUUUUUGUCAGUCUCUACCCUCCCUGACAUUUACUGUUUUCUAUAAUCUCUACCCAUUCUGCUCUCAGUUUGCAUCCCGAUGAUUUUCGGUCUUUACAUAUGUCCCAGCUAUGGGGGGCUGUGUAACAGGCUGUGAUCCAAUUUACAGCACAUUGAGAAGAAUGUGGUACAAAAGUCAGGGGGACAGGACAAGAUGCUCUUUACAGUUUGUCAUAGGGAAUUCCUGAGUGAACUUUACACUGUCAAGAUGCCCUUUAAGCCAUCUGUUUAAUGGGUCUUUAAACUUCAUGGGAAAUAAAUACAUUAUCAUUCAAUCCAACCUACAAUGUUUCUGUACAUAGGUUAAUGAGGCUUUAGAGCUUUUCAUGAAAGCAAAUGAAUCUGCCAUUAUAAAGAAAGGAAAGAAAGUAAUUUAACUCAAACUUUAGAGCAGUGAAUGGUCACAAGCUCACAAUUAACAAUUCAUCACAGUUGAUAUUGUUAUUAACCCUGAAAACUCGUUAAACAAUAUAACAGAAACA
This is a messenger RNA of Triplophysa rosa, 11750 nucleotides long. It is a transcript of the gene col7a1l, whose product is annotated as collagen type VII alpha 1-like. Gene Ontology annotation, molecular function: protein binding; serine-type endopeptidase inhibitor activity. The transcript has 111 exons. The coding region runs from base 1522 to 10380 and encodes 2952 amino acids. Lineage: Eukaryota; Metazoa; Chordata; Actinopteri; Cypriniformes; Nemacheilidae. The record is from RefSeq and is a predicted model, not a curated record.